Messenger RNA from Eimeria necatrix, 2352 nucleotides. RefSeq lists its product as hypothetical. Lineage: Eukaryota; Apicomplexa; Conoidasida; Eucoccidiorida; Eimeriidae. The record is from RefSeq and is a predicted model, not a curated record. The transcript has a single exon. Bases 1 to 2352 code for a protein of 783 amino acids.
AUGCUCAAGAACUAUGCCGCAUUAGCUGUGGCGGCCGCUGUUUGUUCGCUGCCAACUGCGCGGAGUUCCGCGCCGCGGGGCCCCGAGGAGCGCAAGGGCCCGGGCCACCAUGACGAGGACUUGGCCGUGGAUUUGAAGGCCAAGUGGAGGCUGCAGGCGCUGCAGCAGCAGCGGCCGCCGCGGCCCCCGCGGCGGCUCUGCAAGGGCCGGCUCUGCGUCUUGGCAGCAGCAGCAGCAGCAGCCUACCUGCUGCUCUGCUCGGCCUCUUCGCUGCAGACGAAGUUGCUGCCGCGGUGGCGGCCCCGAGACGCCUCUCUGCGCGCGGAAGAGGCCGCGGAAGCGGGGGGCCCCCCCGGGGCCCCCGGGGGCCCCCCGGGGCCCCCCCGGUGGGCCCCCCUGGGGGCCCCCCCGGGGCCCCCGGGGGCCCCCCCGGGGCCCCCCGGCGACGGCGUGGACCUGCAGGUGCAGCUGCUGACGCUGGAGCCCCGCGACGCCGCGCUGCUGUCGCCGCAGCAGCGGCGGCUGGUGGAAAUGGCCGCGGAAAGCCUGCGAAGUGUGGAGGCGGAGUUGGAAGUUUUGUACUUAAGUGCUGCGAAGAUCGACGAAGAACUUCGCCAAGUCCGCGAGGACUUGCGGCGCGCGCAGCAGCAGUACUUGCAGGCGGAGGCGGGCGCAGCGGUGGUCACUUCGCUGCAGCUGGCAGUGGACCACUCGCAGCAGCAGAGCAGCAGCGCCUGGGCGGCCUUCGACGAGAAGCAGCAGCAGCGGGGCCUCAUGGGGUACACUGCAGCGCAGGAGGCCCGCCGCGCGGAGCUGCUGGCUGCCAGCAGCAGCAGCAGCAGCAGCAGCAGCAGCAGCGGGGCCCCGCGGCUCAGCCUCCGCGCUGCUGCUGCAGUGGCUGCGGCCGAGCGGGUGCUGCAGGCCUUCCGGCUGCGCAAAGUCGCUGCUGCGGCGCCGCAGCAGGGGGGCCCCCGGGGGGCCCCCCUGGGGGCCCCCCGGGGGGCCCCCCGGGGGGGCCCCCCGGACUUCGAAGAGACCCUCUGGAGGCACUUCAAAGUCCUCACGGAGACCUCUGCGCGCUGGCGCGGCGACCGCGCGGCGCUGCUGGCAGCAGCAGAGGGGGCCCUCGAAGACGCCCACGGGCAGCUGCAGCAGCUGCAGCAGGACGGCCACGCGGAGGCCCCCCCGGGGCUGCUGGAGGCCAUGGGGGCCCUCGAGGCCCUGCUGGACCAGACCACUGGUCCAGAGGAGGAGGAGGGGGGCCUCGAGGGCCCCGGGGAGGGCCCCGCGCUCUUCGGGAGCCUGGCCUACCCCUCCCCGCCGCCGCCCGCGCCCGCCCCCCCUGCUGCAGCAGCAGCAGCAGCAGCAGCAGCAGCAGCAGCAGCAGACAAGACGGCGAGGGUGAAGGAGCAGAUGGCGCUGGCGCUGCUGGCCAGCCGCGACGCCGGCAAGGCGGCCCGGAGAGUGGAUGGAAGUCCCGAGGGUUUUGAAGAGAUGGGAAGGGUUUUUAAACACGGAAUUGGUGUUUUAGCGGUGGCGCUGCACACAGAUGUGGAGGGAGUUGCUGCUGCUGCUGCAGAGCCCUUCCAGCUGGCGCUGCAGAUGUGCGAGCGCUCGCUGAGCGGCCUCGGCGCUGCGCUGCAGCCGCACUGGCUGCAGCAGGUGGAGCGGCAGCAGCAGCAGCUGCAGCGCGCUGCUGCUGCGCUGCAGCAGCAGCGGCAGCACGCGCGCCCCGCCGCCCCCGCCUGGCAGCAAGACCUCCUCGAGGAGGAAAUGGAAAGCUGCAGAGAACAGCUGGACUUAGCCAAAAAACUCUAUUCGGAGAUGUUCACUUUGGCCACGGGAAGGCCUUCUCUUCCUUUUCUUUUUCAAGGAGUUGUUGAACUCCGCAAAGCCAUCGACUCUGCGCAGACGGAGCUCGUGCAGGCCGCCGACAGCCUCGGCGCCCCCUGCGAGGCCGAGCUGGCCCGCGCGCUGCAGCCCUUCCGCCGCGGCCCCGCAGCAGCAGCAGCAGCAGCAGCAGCAGCAGCAGCAGCAGCGCAGCAACUCCGCACUCUCACCCACGACGGCCGCCAGCUCCUCCUCCGCCUCCACCGCCUCGCAGCCCCCGCGCCCCAGUUCGAAGAACUCGAGGAGGCCCUCCAGGAGGCCGCGGAGGUCUACGCCGCCUUCCAACGGCCCCAGGGGGCCCCUGGGGGGGCCCCCGGGCGGGCCCCCGGGGGGGCCCCCGGGGGGGCCCCCGGGCGGGCCCCCUGGGGGGCCCCCUGGGGGGGGGCCCCCGGGGGGGCCCCCGGGGGGGCUUUCGACCGCGACUGGGCCGGCGGCCCGGGGGGGGCCCCCGCCGGCAAGUAG